GAAUUACUAUAAGUUGACGCGAAAUACCAAAAGUUGACGCGAAUUAACCAUUACCUAAGUUGUAAAUUACGGCAAGAGGGAGAGAGAGAGGCAUGGCAGUUUCUGCUGAAUUGUUGGCUGAAAAGCUAAAAAAAGAACUUGAAGCUGAAUAUGUGAAUGUUGAUGAUAUGUCAGAUGGCUGCGGAGGGAAGUUCAGUGCAUACAUUGUUUCUAAAAAGUUUGAAGGCAAACCACUUUUACAACAACAUAGAAUGGUAAAUAGUUGUAUUGCCAAUGAAAUGGAAUCAAUCCAUGCAUUCACCAUGAAGACACUCACACCAGAACAGUUCUCAAAACAGUCUGCAAAGUCACAAGAUACUGGAGAGAAAGACGCAAUGAAAUGUGUUGGAGGUGGACAUUAGGCAAUUUUAACAAAUUUGCUGUACUUUUACACAUAGAACGGUAUAUUUCAAAAGGAGGUGAAGUAGGACUUGCAAGUGUGCUGGACAUUUGGGGGUGCCAUCCAGAUGUGAGUGUGCAUUUUUUAGAGAACUGUCAAGGCUGCCACUUUCCGUCUGUGUUGUAGACCAAUAGCAUGACUGUCUCUGGCAGUAUUUUUCUUCUAUAUGAUUGUAACACUGAUUCUGAUCUACAUGGGCCAAAGUACUGAUAGAGAAAUAUGAAAACUACUGAAACAAAUGUUCAAAAAUGUUAUGUACUAUAUAUAAAAGGAAGGCAGCAGCUAAAAAGGAAUUAGGCAGCGAUAAGAAACAAGUUUUUUUUAAUUGGCCUUAAUUGAUAUACUCUUCACUUUAAUUACUUUGUAUAAUUAAGUCACUGAGCUACUGGUGAGAAAUAAACCUUAUUUUUUUAGCUCAACAUGAAUAAAAUUUGAUAUUGUAUAAUCAUGAAAUAAUUAAGUCCUGCUGUGACGGGAAAUGAACCCAGAACCCAGGAUCAGAAGGCAAGCACCUUAACCACUGAGCUAUUCACCUAAUUCAACUAUUAGUAUGAUUUUUGCAUAGGCCCUUAAAUUGAGCUGGUAAUCAAUUUAAGGAUUUUUUUUUACAGUAAACAUUUAUUAAGUUAGCAAAAUCUGAAUUGUUUUGAUCUCUGUCAAAUUAGAACAGUGGUGUAUCUAGGAGUCUUGAAAUGGUGGGCUGAUGGUUAGUGGGGAGGGGCACACGUGAAGGUGGAGUGGAGAGUGGGCUUGAAGAUUUAGUAAGGGGGAGCUAGGUCCUAAAAUAAGGUAAUAUGAGGUGAUUUUUAACUACUUGAGCGUGAUGUUUUUGCUUUGGACAUGGUGUGUGCCCCUCCCUAUUCUCCCUAGAUAUGCCACUGCAUUAGAAAUUGAUGACUUUUAAUAAGCAAUAGCAAUUUAAUUGUUGCAUUGAAUUGCUCCUUUAAAAAUAUUUUAUCUAUCAAACUACAAUUACUAGGAAUUGUUCUGAUGGUUUUUAAUGCUAAGCCCACCAAAACAUUUUUUGCUAUACUUAAACAUCAUUAUUUCCCUGUUUUUGAAUUUCCGCAAAUAUUAUUCUUGAUUGAAGGAACUCAAUCGAAACGUCAAGAUAUUUUCAACCAACCACAGCAGUUCUUUUCAGAACUAUCUAUGUGGUGUACUGCAAGCAUUAAUAUAUAACAUCAUUAUUAUUAUUUACUGUGAAUAUGAAGGUUGUAUGCUGUGAAUGUUUACAAAAUUAUCCUUCCAAUCUCCAGGAGGUUAAAUAAUAUUUUGAUGCACUUCGAUUGUGAUAGGCCUAUAAAUCCUAACAUUACCUUUUCGAUACCUUUGUAGGCAUAACAAAAUGCCAAUUCUGUAAUUCUCUGAGUGUUUGAUAGGAUGAUACAAAGAGCUGAUAUUGUGUGAUAAUCCAUUACAGUAUUAAAAUUUAUUAUUGAUAA
This is a messenger RNA of Anneissia japonica, 1884 nucleotides long. RefSeq names its product bolA-like protein 2. Gene Ontology annotation, molecular function: 2 iron, 2 sulfur cluster binding. Gene Ontology annotation, cellular component: nucleus; cytosol. Gene Ontology annotation, biological process: intracellular iron ion homeostasis. The record is from RefSeq and is a predicted model, not a curated record. Bases 93 to 401 code for a protein of 102 amino acids. Lineage: Eukaryota; Metazoa; Echinodermata; Crinoidea; Comatulida; Comatulidae. The transcript has 3 exons.